AUGCGUUAUUUCAGAUUCGCGGCGCUCUUCCCGCUCUUCCUGUCCGCAUUGGCAACGUCCGCACCCGCCUCAAAUGCUGUGGUAGCAGCUCGCGACACUUCAAACUUUAUCUCGAGACUGGAAAAUACCCUUGAGGGACUCGGUUCAAUCACCAAAGGCGUUUUGCAGGAAGUUGACCUCCUCAUCGGCGCCUUGCGGGAUGUUGCAGAAGGCAAAAUCGACCCUGUCAAAACUACCGAAGAAGCCUUGGGAUCCUUAUCCAAUGUCCGCAAUGCAAGCGAAGCAGGCCUCGUCGGCGUGGCCAUCGACCUGGUCACAAAAGGCUUAGCCCCGAAGAACAUCGUCGACCUGCUCACUGGGAUCAAUGAAGAGUCGAUCAACUCGAUGAACAACUCGAAUCCCAUCGACCCCCAAACCUCUAUAUAUCCCAAGGAUUCCACCGAUGCACCCUACGACCAGACCGAGGAAGACCUCCGCGCCGCCAUUUACAUCCCCGAAAGCUUCAAAUACGGUGCCGAUGGCAAGCGACCAAUUCUUCUUGUUCCCGGCACUGGCGAUCCAGCUGGCGUCUCUUACUACUUCAACUUUGAAAAGCUGAUCCCCGAAACCGACUUUGCGGACGCGGUUUGGCUUAAUAUCCCCCAAAACUCGCUUGCAGAUAUCCAAUUCACUACGCAGUACAUUGCCUAUGCCAUGAACUACAUUGCUGGGAUCUGCAACACUACGAUCGGAGUCAUUGCCACCUCGCAAGGAAACGUCGGUGUACAAUGGGCGUUGAAGUAUUGGCCGUCAACGCGAGACUCAGUGGAGGAUUACUUGGCUCUCAGUGCUGAUUUCCAUGGAACGCUCUUCGCGCCAGAGUGCUUGCUGCCCAACGCUGGCUGCACACCGGCUGUUAUGCAACAGCAGUAUGAAUCUGAAUUCAUCAAGACUCUCCGCUCAGACGGUGGCGACUCGGCGUAUGUUCCUACUACCAGCGUCUACUCCGGUCCGGACGAGGUCGUUACGCCGCAGACGGAUCCGAAUGCGUCUGCAAUGCUGAAUGAUGCGCAUGGUGUCGGUGUUUCGAACACCCAGGUCCAAUUGGCUUGUCCUGGUAUGCCUGCUGGUGGAUUCUAUCCCCAUGCUGGUCUGCUGGUCAACCCGAUCACUUGGGCUCUCUUUGUUGAUGCUAUGACGCAUGAAGGGCCGGGAAACCUAUCUCGAAUCGACAUGGAUUCUGUUUGUGAUAGGUUGGUCACCAAGGGAUUGGUUCUGACUGAUGUGCUGGGUACCAAUAUCGCGAUCAUCUUGAAUAGUGUUGUCCAUAUUCUUGAGUAUGGAUAUCAUGGCUCGAGUGAAGAACCUGCUAUCAGGGACUAUGCUCGUCAGUCUUGA
Penicillium olsonii is the source of this 1377-nucleotide messenger RNA. NCBI's taxonomy places the organism in Eukaryota, Fungi, Ascomycota, Eurotiomycetes, Eurotiales, Aspergillaceae. The record is from the annotation of a GenBank genome assembly.